Molecule: messenger RNA, 1276 nt
Organism: Lineus longissimus
Lineage: Eukaryota; Metazoa; Nemertea; Pilidiophora; Heteronemertea; Lineidae
Product: DNA-directed RNA polymerase II subunit RPB7
Exons: 7
Coding region: 53-571 (172 amino acids)
Biological process (GO): positive regulation of nuclear-transcribed mRNA poly(A) tail shortening; DNA-templated transcription; positive regulation of translational initiation
Cellular component (GO): RNA polymerase II, core complex; P-body
Molecular function (GO): single-stranded DNA binding; single-stranded RNA binding; translation initiation factor binding
Source: RefSeq, a predicted model, not a curated record
CUAUCAUCUUUGUUUCAUGCCGGUUUUCACAGAUAUCGUUGUCAAAUAAACAAUGUUUUACCACGUUUCACUGGAGCAUGAAAUUCUCCUCCAUCCCAGAUAUUUUGGACCAAAUUUACUGAACACAGUAAAGCAAAAGUUGUUCACAGAAGUGGAAGGGACGUGCACUGGGAAAUAUGGUUUCGUCAUAGCAGUAACUACGAUUGAUAACAUCGGUGCCGGCUAUAUACAGCCAGGUCGAGGCUUUGUGGUGUAUCCAGUCAAAUAUAAAGCCAUAGUGUUCAGACCAUUCAAGGGUGAGGUGCUUGACGCUGUUGUCACACAGGUCAAUAAAGUGGGACUCUUCACAGAGAUUGGACCGCUCUCUUGUUUCAUUUCAAAACAUAGCAUUCCACCAGAUAUGGAGUUCGAUCCUAAUUCCAAUCCACCGUGUUAUAAAACAAAAGAUGAGGAUGUUGUCAUUCAACAAGACGAUGAAAUCAGACUUAAAAUUGUUGGAACCAGAGUGGAUGCAUCAGAUAUUUUUGCCAUUGGAUCGCUUAUGGACGACUACCUUGGUCUGGUCAGUUGAUGGGGAUUGGCGCAUCACAUUGCGGAGACAGAACGACUCGCUUAUCGUGUUCAUCUGUAUAUAAAUCAAUAAAUAUUUUCUACAUGCGUCUGCCUAUUACACGGUCAACGAGGCAUUUUGUUUUAUAAAAAGAUGAGUAAUGUUAUCAACGACUGUCAGUGGAGGAAAAGUACUUUUUUCGCAGAGCUUCAAACGUUAACUCAAGGUACAUUUUUGCAGCAGAAAAUGCUGCCAUCGAUAUGUCAGAUGAUUUUUUUUGGAAUUAAGGUUGGAGAUUCUCUGUGACAGUGUUCAAGAAGUAUGGAUUAAUUUGUCCGAUUGAUGUUGUAGCUCUUGGAAAAAUAUGUAAAAGAUGUUUUUUCUUACUUUAUUGACAUGCAUCUUGAAAGUCAGUCACAUCAAAGGAAAAUAAAGUGGUGAAUUUUAUUCUUAGAUCAUUGUCGCAAUUAAUCUCAGCCAAUGACUCUACCGAUCUCAAAGGAACAUCUUUAGGGUUUGUUAAACUUGAAAAAAGACAGCAUUUUUCCAUGAAUAUGACAGCUGAUGAGAAUGUGUCCAGAAAGAAAGGACAUGAAGGAAGUUUAUGAGGGGUAGAUAACUUAACUUUUCAUCAAACAUGUACAUGUGUAAGGAGAAUGAUUUGUUUAAACAUAAAGGUUUUCUUUAAAGUUAGCAGUGUCAGUUCUUCUACGUGUUAUAGACACU